AUGGAAGUUUUGGGGACUUUGAUUAGGUUCAAUGAGUUUGGAGUAGAUGGUGGUCCUGCAGAUAAAGAGUUGGCUCCAAAGAUUGAUCUUGCCAAGGCACAUCUAUCUUCUAGAUUAGGUGUAGCUUUACCCAGCGUGAGACCAGUCGUUGUUACUAUUAUUGCCUUGAAAGGAGCUGGAGGCUUGCUCUUUGUUAUCGGAAACAUCUUCGGCGCUUAUCUUCUGGCUUUCUACUUGGUGGAUGUGAGUCCUAUUCUGUAUGAUUUCUACAACUACGGGCCUGAGGAACGUCAUUUCUCUCCUUUGUUGACUGAGUUCUUGCAGGAGGUGGUGCGAUUCUUGAAGAAAGAUGAAGGCGUCGGACCAAGCCCAACACAACGAACACACCCUGGACGUUCCGAGCCAAAAACCUGA
This is a messenger RNA of Microthlaspi erraticum, 414 nucleotides long. The record is from the annotation of a GenBank genome assembly. Lineage: Eukaryota; Viridiplantae; Streptophyta; Magnoliopsida; Brassicales; Brassicaceae.